CUUGUAAGGAGGAGCAAAGACAGUCUGGCCCAGAGGCUUCAACCAGCGCUGCUGUGGCAGCUGAAGCAGGAAGAGAGGGCCAGGAAGGGAUAGCUGUAGCUAAUGAAGAGAGAGAUGUAGGAGAGGAGGAGGACAACAGCCAACAUGUUGCAGUGGGAGAGCAGCUAGGGCAGAAGCAACAGUCUCCACUGACGUCCAGCUGUUGUUGGUGAGUAAAGAAGAGGUUCCCCCUGAGCAGCAGGAGUGGUUCUCCAGUCUGGACCAGGAGGACCCACCAGAACCCCCACACAUGAAAGAGGAGUGGAGCCCGAAACUGGACCAGGAGAACCCACCAGAGCCCCCACACAUUAAAGAGGAGUGGAGCCUCAGUCUGGACCAGGAGGACCCAAAAGAGCCCCAACACAUUAAAGAGGAACAGGAGGAACUCUGGACGAGUCAGGAGGGAGAGCAGCUUCGAGGGCUGGAGGAGGCGGCAAUCAUCAAGUUCACAUUCACUCCUGUUUUUGUGAAGAGUGAAGAAGACGAUGAAGAAAAACCUCAGUCCUCACAGCUUCAUCAAAGACUCACUGAACAGAUGAAAACGGAGGGUGAUGAAGAGGACUGUGGAGGACCAGAACCGGUCAGGAACUUAGAUUCAGAUAAACAUUUACAACCAACUAAUGAUGACAAGACUGAAGACUCUUGUGAACCUGAGACUGAUGACAGUCAUGAUUGGGAGGAGACCAGAGAUCUUCACAAUAGACUCCAAGCAAGAGAGAAACCAUUUAGAUGUUCAGUUUGUGGUAAAAGAUACCCCGCAAAGAACUCCUUAAUGACUCAUAUGAGACUUCAUUCAGAGGGAAAAUGUUUCAGCUGCCCAGUUUGUAAAAAAACAUUUCCAUGGAAAGUAGAGGUUGCGAAGCACAUGAGGGUCCACACAGGGGAGAAACCCUUUAUUUGUUCCGUGUGUGGUAAAAGAUUUGCACAAAAGACUCAUCUGAGACGACACGCAACUGUCCACAAAGGGGAGAAACCCUUCAGUUGUACAGUUUGUGGUAAAGGAUUUGUAGAAAGGGGAAAUCUGAAACAACACUUGUCUGCCCACACAGGAGAGAAACCAUUUAGUUGUUCAGUUUGCUGUAAAGGAUUUGUAGACAAAGGAAAUCUGAGGCGACAUCUGAUAAUCCACACAGGGGAGAAGCCAUUUAGUUGUUCAGUUUGCGGUCAAGGAUUUGCACAAAAGACCCAUCUGAGACGACACUUGACUGUCCACACAGGAGAGAAGCCAUUUUGUUGUUCCAUUUGUGGUAAAGGAUUUGGAGAAAGGGGAAAUCUGAACCAGCACUUGAGUCUCCACACAGGGGAGAAACCAUUUAGUUGUAUAGUUUGUGGUAAGGGAUUUGUACAUCGGGGAAAUCUAAGAAGACACGCGAAAAGCCACACAGCAGAGAAGCCAUUCCGUUGUUCAGUUUGUGGUAAAGAAUUUGUAGAAAAGGGAACUCUAAAUCAACACUUGACUGUCCACACAAGGGAGAAACAAUUUAGAUGUUCCCUUUGUGGGAAAUUAUUUGGAGAAAGGGGACAUCUGAAGCAACACUUGAGAAGUCACACAGGGGAAAAACCAUUUAAUUGUUCAGUUUGUGGCAAAGAAUAUUUAGAUAGGGGAACUCUGAGACGACACUUGAGAAUCCACACAGGGGAGAAGCCAUUCAGUUGCUCAGUUUGUGGCAAAGGAUUUGUAGAAAAAGGAAAUCUAAAACAACACUUGACGGUCCACACAGGGGAGAAACCAUUUAGUUGCAGCAUCUGUGGUAAAAGAUUUACUCGUCAUCAUAUUUUCAAAAAGCACAGAUGUGCUGGUGAGAGCAGGGGAAGUAAAUGAAGCUGCAGAGAUUCUUUUUGAGCCAAUUGCUUCCAGCAGGAUUGAAAUAGAGUUCAAAACUGUGACAGUCUCAAAAAUAAGUCAUGCUUCACCUUUUCAGCUAAGAUGAAGCCAUAUGAUCGUUUUUUGGUAUUACAUGUAUUCAUUGAUUUAGAGUAUUCUCAGAGUAUUUUAUGUCACCUGUACAGCACUAUGGUCAAAAGACAAUGAAAUGAAAUGACUUCACUUGCCUCCCAACAACACAUUUAUUUCUAAUUGAAUGGACUCUCCUGUUUUUUAAUUGAGCUCAUUAUGUGUAAAACAUGAACAGUUGAUUCUUGAACUGCUCAUACUGUAUUUGUGUUAUUUUGGUCAGAAAACAAAUUUAGACAAAGUUUUUUUCACACAAUUGACCCUUCGCUAAGCCCCGCCCCCCCUUAGUUACUGUUGCUAAGUCCAACAAACUUGGCAUUACCACUGUCUAUUAAUGCACUCCCCGGAGAAACAUUGUCAAGUUUGUUGGAAAAAGCGAUCUCAGAAAGAAGAAGACAAUUUUUCAGUUGCAUGAUAGAUUUCAAGGUUGUAUUCAGGCUGUCAGACUGACUGAAACGGACUAAAGCCUACUGAUCACACAGUACAAGUGAACCACUGCAUCCCCGACGAUUGAGACAAAAGACAACGAUAUGAACGAACAACAGUGUUACUCUAAAGCUGGGUAGGACUCUAUUCAUUAUUACAAUCAUUAAAAAGCAGGA
This is a messenger RNA of Micropterus dolomieu (smallmouth bass), 2595 nucleotides long. RefSeq names its product gastrula zinc finger protein XlCGF57.1-like. The record is from RefSeq and is a predicted model, not a curated record. Bases 290 to 1861 code for a protein of 523 amino acids. Lineage: Eukaryota; Metazoa; Chordata; Actinopteri; Centrarchiformes; Centrarchidae. The transcript is spliced from 3 exons.